AUGUCAUCCAACGACCUGCAAGCUCUGUUUGCCAACUUGAUGUUGAAGCCUCGCGACUCUCCUACCCCAUCCCAUACGCCACACCAAUCCAACUCUGCAGGCCAACCUUCUCCUUUCCCAGGCGCCUCUCCGUUGCCUUCGAGCCCUCCUCCUGCUGCUCCUGUCGCGAACCACAACUCCUACAACCAGAUGGCUCAGCCAAUUGCGUCUGCGCCUUCUGCUACGGCGCAGUCGUUGCUGAACCUGCUUAAUUUUGGCCCUUCGGCCUCUACACCUCCUAAGGCAAACUCACGACCUCUCUCUUCCACUAGCAAUGCUGCGGCGGUCGUCGAGGAGAAGAACGACAAGUCAGCGGGUACUGCUGCCGGGCAAGGUUCGUCGACUUCAGCUUCGGAUCUCCUCGCAAAGUUGAUGUCACCUUCGCCUGCCCAAGGCGGCUCAAAAGCCCAAUCUCCGCUGAACCUGGAGGAUCAAGGCGGUGGCGGCGGUAGAGGCGGUAGAGGCGACCAAGAAAAUUCUACGCCUGAUCGUGAUGCCUCGCAGGAUGCGCUGCUCAAGCUCCUCAGCAAAACCCAUCUUGGCAAUUCCAUCAGCACGCGCCAGAAUCUCGUUGAAAAACCGCGGUCUCCAUCAACAGAUGCAAAGUCCGAUGCGAAGACUAAAGAAGCUAAGCCUACGAGUACAGAAUCAUCAGCUCCUUUAUUCGGAUCCAGUUCCGCGGCUGAGGGCGCCUUGUUUGGAGCUCUUGGUAAUGACACUAAGCCACCAACCCAGAGUCAACCCCUCUUCACCUAUACGAACCCAUUUGAAGCACUACAGGCAUCUUUGAGUGCCUCUCGAACACAAACUCCUAAAGAGGGCACCACUGCUUCCGAACCUGCCAAUGUCAAUGUCCCUCGAUCAAAUGUCGAGUCUGGCAAUGAUCUGUCAGAUUCGCGUGUCGGUACAGGUGAGCAAGUGGCCAAGCGGAAAAUACUCACUCCUAGACUACCGCUGGCAUCAAAGAACGCCACUGUAUCACGCGAUGGCUCAGUUACCGGAGCAACUCGAGAGACUGAGACAGAAGAUGCAGUUCCAACGGAAGAGGUUGUCGCUCCUGUCUCAGCGGAGACCAAAUUGAAAGACGAAGGCAAGGAGAUACAUCUGAACGCCAGCAACGGCGUCAAACAGGAACUAGGCUCCGGCGCGGACAAGAGCGUCGAGCAGCCAGCUGACGGUGGGGAUGACUGGGAAGACACGGAAGAGUCACCAAACAAGGAGUCCUCCAGGAUCGUCCCAGUCUACAAUUUUCCCAUCAAGCCCUUUGUUUCGAUCACUUUGCACUUGUCAAAACCUUCGAGCGUUGGCAUUAGAGAUGAUGGCGUGAUGGAGAUAUCAAGACUCAAGAAAGAUUUCGACCAGUUGGACCGUUCUUUGGCAGCUGCGACAUCAAAGUACAUUGCCUAUGCCUUAGUGAAGAACGGCGGCAUGCGCAUCAUCAGACAAGACGACGGCAGUGACCGACAAGUCUUCAAGAAUUCUCAUGAUCGAAUAUUCAAUGUUGCUCUCUGCACAACCUCUGCUGCUGGGGAAUCAUCGGAUGACCAGGCGCUCCUAGGAACUGGGGUCAGUGGCACUGUGUAUUAUGCUACCAUCAACAAGGACGGAAAUGAUCUAUUCGAGAAAAACGCACUUGAUACUGAAAGCCUCAUUUUUCCGCCUUACCCUCCGGCUGACGAGAACGCAUCUGGGGGUGUACUCAAGACCCGCGCAAAGAGAAGCUCUCGUCACCCAGAGUUCUUCGCCAUUGGACGCGGUAAGGCAAUCCAUCUCGUCUGGCCAGCAACGGCGCUCUCUCCACGGUACGGUAUCAGUGAGCACAAUCGGCGCGUCGAUGUCGAUAAAUUCUUCCAGGAAAGGUCCCUUCAGAUCUCUACUGGGAAGGCUGGGAAAGACUUCAUCUUCAGCGAAGAUGACACUUUAAUCGUUUCUUUGGACAAGACCGGACGAUUACGAUUCUGGGACAUUCGCAAGCUGAUUGACGAGUCAAAUGCCACCUCAACUCGGCUAGCUAGCAUGACUAUCGACCUCCCGAUCUUGUCCCUUUCCACCGCAUCCCCAGCGGAGAAGUCGUGGCCAACGUCGGUUCUAUUCGUAGACAAAGCUCGUCCAUAUGUCAAAGGAGGCGCGCUCCGCUACGUCCUUGUCGGCCUGAGGCAGAAUCAUACUCUUCAACUCUGGGAUAUCGCUCUCGGCAAAGCUGUUCAGGAGAUCAAUUUCCCUCACGAGAAUGAGACUGACGCGAUCUGCAGCGUGUGUUAUCACGCAAAUAGCGGGUUUAUUGUUGUCGGGCACCCGACCAGAAACUCACUCUUCUUCAUCCACCUCUCCGCGCCCCGUUAUACGAUCAGCACUUCUCUGACACAGGCUGCAUACGUGCAGCGCAUUGCUGAAAAGGACCCGGAACUACCAAAGCCUGAUUCCACGGCCUGCAUGAGUGGCAUCCGCGAAAUGUCUUUUGCAGACAAAGGACAGCUCAGAAGCGUUGAGCUCCUUCCAAUCUAUCGAACUGCAGAGGAGCAGAGGGCUGUCGACGAAAAGACGCCGCUUUUCGAACUCUACGUCGUGCAUUCAAAAGGUGUUACGUGCCUCAACAUUACCAAGGAAGACCUAGGCUGGAAUGCGAACUACAAGGUGGUUCACGGGAUUGAUGCUGCGAAGGAAGGCUUCGUCACGUUGAAAGAGCUGCGCCUUGGGACAGUGAUCGAGGAGGGCCCCCGAGACAAGAGUCCAGUCGAAGAAGGUCCAACAAGUAAGAGCUCGAAGAAGAAGCAAGCAAAGAAGUCCUCGUCGUCUGCGGAACGUGUGGAGACUGUUCAGGCCGAGGAUUUGGAACUUGGCAAACCAGCGGUUACGCAGCCUCCCAGCAAAGCCGCUGAACCACUCACAGAGGUGACUAAUAUCGAAACUCCUGUUGCAAAGGAAACAAAGAAGAGCAAGAAGAAGUCUGCCCCACCCACCGAACCACGGCUCCCUGAUAAAGUCGCGCUCGCCGGUUCAAGUGCGAAACCAGUCUCAACGGGUAUAUCCACCCCAGCAACUGCGGAUGUAGCCCCCAUUGAUGAGCAGACUUCUGCUCCAGUGGCUGGAGUUGUCCCGCUUCCUUCAACCGCCGAGACAUCCGUGAAACCUGAAGCCGUUACUGUCGGAAUUUCAGGUGGUUGGCUUGACAAGGAACUGAAGAAGGUCGAGAAAGCCGUAUCAACGGAGUUUCGUAAAGAGCUGGACUCUCUCUAUCAUAACCUCCAAAAUGAUCGGAAUGUCCAAGACUCUGCUGCCAUAGCCCGUCAGGAAGCUCUCCUUCGGUUGGUGUCGACAACUUUGAGCACCAACGUUGAAAAAUCACUUUCCCGCAUUCUUUCGGCUCAAAUGCAACAAUCAAUGGUUCCAGCACUUACAGCGGCUACAGUCCAAGCCGUGGGUACUCAAGUGGGAGAAGCUGUGGCGAAAUCCCUCCAUUCUCUCGUCCCCCAUGAACUGGGCGUGCAACUGCCUAUUGUGCUCAAUGGAGUUCUGCAGAGUCCGCAGAUGACUCGGACGAUAGCAGAUACAGUCUCGCAGAAGAUUUCAAAGGAGAUUGAGACUCAGCUCAACGAUCUUAUGCAGAAACAUGUUGUGCCGACGUUUAAGACGCUAGCCGCUUCAGCAGCUGAAAAGGCCGCAUCUGAAGUUGAAGUCCGCCUGCGAAGUGAAAUCCGUCAACUAGAGAGUGACCGACGAAAUGACCUGACUAGGCUCGAAAAGUUGGGCCAAGUCAUUCAGGCCACUGCUGAGGCAUUGCAGCAAAUGUCCGACACCCAAGUGGCCUUUCAAGGCCAAAUUCUUAGGGAUCGUCGACAGCUUGCACUUCUCGGCGAAACCAGCUCAUCUCCAGUGUCUCGCCAAGUAUCGACGGCCCGUAUGACUCCUUCGCCACGAGCCGUCCCCCGACCUAUGGUUCCACGACAGAAAACUAAGGAGGAGCUGGAGUUGGAGGAGAUCAGCCAAUUGAUGAAUGAGGGUCGGUACGAGGAGGCCUCAAUCAAAUGGCUCCAGUCAUCCCAACCGGCAGAGCUGUUUGACAAGCUGUUCAUCCACUUCACUCCGGAGUAUUUAUCGACUGAUGUCUCCCCACUGAUCGCCUUUUCCAUCGCUGUCACCAUCGGAAAUAGUCUGACGACCAAUACGGCUCAAAGACUGGAGUGGAUCUCUGCCGCAUUCAAUGCGGUCGACCUUGCUGAUCCUGAAAUUUCUGACCUGGCCCAACAUGCGCCGGCAUUGUUGAGCUCCUUAAUCCAGAAACUGGAGCGGCUCUACUUGACGAUCGCGGAGCGUGAUCCGACCGAUCCAGCGCUACAAAUCAUGCCGAUUGUUUCAAGGAGGGCGAAGGAGAUGAGGGCCUCCUUGGAGGGACCGGCUCGCCAUGGCGUUGAAUUCUAG
Fonsecaea monophora is the source of this 4458-nucleotide messenger RNA. RefSeq lists its product as hypothetical. The coding region runs from base 1 to 4458 and encodes 1485 amino acids. The record is from RefSeq and is a predicted model, not a curated record. Gene Ontology annotation, biological process: deadenylation-independent decapping of nuclear-transcribed mRNA. Lineage: Eukaryota; Fungi; Ascomycota; Eurotiomycetes; Chaetothyriales; Herpotrichiellaceae. Gene Ontology annotation, cellular component: P-body. The transcript is spliced from 2 exons. Gene Ontology annotation, molecular function: protein binding.